AAGCCGUUCGUAGUUGGUGAGCGGCUGCCGGUUGCUGUCUCUUUGCCGAGGCCUGUGAGGUUUGACCCGGUGUCCCCAGCAAAGUGACACUGAGCCGGCCGGUGCUGUGACAUGGGAGGCAGCGGCAGCACACGGAGGGUCUCGUUCGAGGCGGAUGAGAAUGAUAAUAUCACCGUGGUGAAGGGCAUCCGGCUGUCUGAUAAUGUCAUCAGCCGUAUGAGAGAGCCGUCUUCCCCCGUUCCUAAAGCUCAGCCUUCACCUCUGCCUACUCAGCCAAAACCUCCUGUUAAUGAGUCGGUGUCUCCCAGUUAUGCAGUUAAUGAAGACGAGCUUAGAAGGAAGAUUGCAGAGGAGCUGGCUUUAGAACAAGCAAGAAGAGAAGCUGAGAAUAAGAAGAGGUUGGAACAAGGAAGAUUUUUGGUCCAUGAUGAAAUUGGAAAGGCCCUAGAACGGGAACGAGCUGCUUCAACAGAGCAACUUACUAGAUCUGUCCUGCGUGAAAAAGCUGCAACUGAGGAGGAACGCAUAAAAGCAAAGAGCUUUGCAAAGAAGUUGGAGGAGAAAGAGCGCGAAUUGAAGAAACAGGAUGAAUAUUACAAGGAUCAGCUGGCCAGACUGGAAGAAAGGAGUGCUCAGUUCUAUAAAGUUACCACUGAGGAAUACCAGAAGGCUGCUACAGGUGUAGAGGCUAAAUUCAAGAGAUAUGAAGCUCAUCCAAUUUGUGCUGACCUGCAGGCUAAAAUUCUCCAGUGCUAUCAGCAGAACCCACAGCAGUCUCUAAGUUGCUCAGCAUUGGCCAGUCAGUACCUGCAGUGUGUCAGCAAUGCCAAACAGACCCUGCUUGGAAGAGGAGGCUAGACCCCGUGUUCCUCAAGGCCAGCUACCCUGCAGUUUGUAUCUGGGAGCAUCUGUAUUUCUUUUAGAGAGGCCGCACUGUCAAACAGGAAGGAACCGCUGUCAUUUUACCUUAAAUAACACCAGUCGUUCAGCCCCUACAAUCCUUGUCUGCUGAAGGAACCUGUAAAUGCUAUAGUCCUGCAAUAAAGGUUUCUAUGCUCACAAGUAAAAUCUUCAUGCUAGAAAGAUUACAUAACUAUUACACUGUUUCAUUACAUAUACUGCUUACAAUCAUGUUUAAUUAAUAAACCAAUGUGUAGUCUCUUUGUUAAAAUGAUGUUGCUGAUGUCCCUUUAUUUAAGCAAAACUUGCAGCUUUCUCUCUUGUUGUAUACAACCAUCUGUGCCAUUUGCUUUUACAUCUGGAUUCCUGAUAAAAAUAAAUAAAUAUAUUUUCUGAAUGAGAUUAUAA
This is a messenger RNA of Pelobates fuscus (common spadefoot toad), 1308 nucleotides long. RefSeq names its product coiled-coil-helix-coiled-coil-helix domain containing 3 (gene CHCHD3). The coding region runs from base 112 to 858 and encodes 248 amino acids. Gene Ontology annotation, cellular component: MICOS complex; mitochondrion. Lineage: Eukaryota; Metazoa; Chordata; Amphibia; Anura; Pelobatidae. The record is from RefSeq and is a predicted model, not a curated record. Gene Ontology annotation, biological process: inner mitochondrial membrane organization. The transcript has 8 exons.